This is a messenger RNA of Mycena indigotica, 4350 nucleotides long. RefSeq lists its product as uncharacterized. The transcript has 5 exons. Bases 1 to 4350 code for a protein of 1449 amino acids. Lineage: Eukaryota; Fungi; Basidiomycota; Agaricomycetes; Agaricales; Mycenaceae. The record is from RefSeq and is a predicted model, not a curated record.
AUGUCGUCGCGCUUCGCGUCGCUCAUUAACUACCGUCCGAACCUGCCCAACCUGAACAAGAAAAAAGCUGGCGGUAGCAGUGGUAGUAAACCAUUCUCGCUCCGGCGCGCCGACCCAACCUCGUCGUUACCUUAUGAGGUGUUCGAUAUUAGCACUGGGAAGACGUCGUUCUCCGAGUCGGAGCGCUCAUUUGAAGCCACACUCUCGAGCUCCCUUCCUACAACAACCACCCUUCCCUCAUCACUCCCUACCUCGUCGCUCUCCGCAGCAGACAUCAUCUCACCACGGGUGGAUGUGGACAUCGAGUUCACGCCUACUGACUGGUUCCCUUCCCAUUUCCUCAAGACGGACUCCAUUGCUGGGCCAAGUUCGCUGGGCAUUACGGCGCCGAAAGUCAUCGUGGAAAGUAGAACGGGGGCGAGCGGAGACGAAGAAGAAUUUGAAGACGAGGAUGAUGACGACGAUGCAUAUUCGACAAUUAGCGAGGACGUCGGCGAAGAUUUGCGAGCGUUGGGCGCCUCGGACUUCUUACGGCUACCUGAAACAGACGGCCUACUUCCGCCUGCUACGCCGCCGCGAAAAGGCGCGCCUUCCCCAAUCAAGAUACCAAAUGCCUCGCUCCAUGGCCCACGCAUCCAAAUCGAGCGGACAACCUCUAUGCAGUCGCGACCAGACUCUGUAUUCUCCAUGCUCGACACCGCUGUGUCCGGGACAACAAUUGCUAGAGCGUUAAUAGGCGACUCUUUUGUCUUGUCGCACGACCGCUCGUCAAGGUAUCGCAGUGGGGGUUCCGUCCUUACUCGAAGCGACUCCGCGACAUUGCCACGGGGAGAACACCCGUUUUCUCCCGCCUGGACUAUUCGGAGAAGUAGUACCGCAGAUGGGGGAGAGGGCGAUCUUCCCCCAUUACCACCCAUGCCAGAAAUGCCCGACGAAUUGCGCAAGGUUAUCGCUGAAUCACGCAAGACAAAAGGGAGUCCCACGACCAGUCCAGGGGCGGAGAGCAGUUAUUCUGACGAACGAAGAAUUUCGCGAAUUACGGAGGUCCUAACGCCCACUUCUGAUGAAGUGGUUUCUCCCCAGUCUGGCCCACCACCAGACAGUGCGCUUGCGUUAUCUGAUACCUCCUCUCCUCCCCUUUCACCGCCGCUAGCUCAUCCCGGCGCAGCAUCACCGUCAGCCUUCCCAACCUCUCCUGGCCAAAUGUCAAACCUUUCCGGGUCAGAUCACCGCUCAUCCCGAGACAUUGACAAUGUACUCGACUACUACAAUUUCGAUGCCAGCCCUGGCAACACCAGUUCAUUCGACCCACUAACUCCCGACCCACGCGCUGACCCGAAUCGUUUCCAACCUGCCUUCUCUCCCAUCACGGAGGUUACAGAGGAUUCCAAUUCACAAAUGUCACCAAACUCAUUCAGGUCGAGGAUGAAUACUAACGCAACGCCUUCUCCCGCUUUAUCUCCCAGUCCAGCGAAACAAGAAUGGCGCUCGAACGAAAUUCGCAGCCUCCCGCCUCACCCAGGCCUGCUUGUUACCCAUGACGACAAACCGCGAACGACUCCGCCACCUAUCAUCAUCCCACCACCACCAAUGGCCGCAUCUGGGUCGAGCAGGUCGCUUCCAACGCUGAUCAGAGACGAGGAACCUCCAGAAUCAUCACAGUCUUUACAUCCGCCGUCCAAAGGCCUCUUCAAUCGCUUGAGGGCAGGCAGCGCGCCGAGUCCGAUCGAAGUUGUCAGGGAUUCCCAGGAUAUUACGUCAUACAAUAUCACCGUUACUCCCCGGGUGGAAACAGCUUCGUCCAGCUCGACCCCAAUAACUGGGAACGAGGAGGGGCGACAACAGCAAACUUUUCCGGAGACACCCAGUGCAUUCAGCCCCACUUUUUCGACGACUUCAGACGCGACGUCUGCUGGGGAGCGAAACUCGAUGCUGCCACCAGCGAUGCCAGUGACCGCUGGCGCUAAAACGGGCUUUGCGAGUCUUGCGCAACAGGUAUUAUUAACCCGUUCCUCGACAACGGGCGGGCCGGUGUUCCGGCCCGGGGGCGGAAGGCCCUCGCAUACAAGGGAAGGCAGCGUUGGGGUUGUUGGCGGCCGGGCAAAGGCAAAUAGGACCACUGUGAUCCUCCCUUCCGCGGCAGCAGCGACAAUACUUAAGGAAAUCCUGCCAUCGUCACCAGAAGAGCCGGAACCAGUACCUGCUCUACCUGAAGAAAACGGGAAUGACAAAGAGGAUGCCUCUUUUUCCCAUGCGCCUGAUACGGAGUCGGUAUAUUCUAUAGGAUCAUAUUCGACUCCUGCGGAUCCACAACAGCAAAAAAGACAAUCUCAGUCGUCUGACGCGCAUUCGAGUUCGUUGCACGACCACCCCAAGCGCGACUACCAAGCAAAACCGCUACCCGCGAUGCCAAUGUCACCAGUCUCGUCUGCAGAAUCAGAUGGUAUGGUUGAAGCCUCUGCUCCCGCGCCUGUUCUUGUUACUGCAAUAUCUGCCUCGGGUUCGUCAACAUCGUUGUCUCAACCCCCAUCUUCCGGAUCGGGUUCUUCUUCCGCUGAAGCCCUGCCACUUUCUUUGUCCCGAAAAUCAACUCCUGCAGUUGUCGACGUUGUUUUGCCUCCUCCGACUAUUGAAGAGACUCCGGCUCCCCCAAUAGAACAAACUAUCGAAGUGCCUCCAGAAUUCCAGCGCCCACCGGUGAUCCUGACCCCACCCCCGCCUCCAGUCGACCCAUUAAUGGGAUCCCCACAUAUAGUUCCCCUUAUCACGCCAGCGCGGGCUAAUGGCGAGGCCAGCCCGAUGCACGCGUCGUUGGCACUUGGCUCACCUCCACCAUACUACACCGUCAUCUACGACCGUGAUACCACCGGCCAGGAGCGAAUGACGCCUAGUACAGGCGGUUCCAACGGCUACCCGGAGGCUUAUACUCCCUUCACACCUGCUAUGAACAUUCGGGAGCAACGAACGUCGAUUUCAAGUCUGAACCCGCCGAACACGGCCCGGAGCGCCCGCCAUCAACGGCCUCGGCCACCUUUGCCGGUUGGCCCGAGACGCCCGAGCAUGGGUGUGGCUACCCCUGGUCCGUCUGGGGGCCGGAAUCGAAAUGGUUCAGUCUCGUCAAUUGCCAGUAAUGUCCAUGGCCGGCGUACUACUUCGUCCGCGCCACGGUUCCAGACCCCGCCUGUCAAGUGGCGGGGGUACACUAUGGAGGCGGCAAAAUGGACCUUUUCGUCUGCGCAGUUACAGAGUAUUGUGUCCAGGGCCAUUCGCCAGUCGGCGGAGGCGUCUUCUAUCCGUUUGUUGAGGCUGGAGACGAUCGACACGGAUAUACCCGAAGAACUUCAUCAGUUGGAGAUGCAGAGAACGGAUGUGAAGACGCGGUACAAGAUGCUGUCAAGGAGGCGGGCGAACUUGUUGAGCACGCUGACGGGGAAUCUGGACGGGACGGAGCCAGAGGACCCGACUUAUUCGCUCCGACUGGUGGAGAACUUAAAGGAGGUGUCUACAGAAUUGGACCGGCUAGCGGAGGAUUUACAUUCCGCGGACGAACAAAUUGCGCAGUUAACUUCGUUGCGGGACAUUCAUUCCGCGAGUGCGCUGGCGAUGGCGCUGCGGAAGCUCAAUGCCAGCUUCUUGAAGCAAAUUUCGGCCAACGAGGAGCUCAAACAACAGGUGACGACGUUGCAGGCUGAGAGGGACGAGGCGUGGUCGCAGGCGGUUGAUGUCGCACAUGACUAUGACGACCUGAACGAGCGGCUGGAGAUGCAGUCUCCUGGGUCAAGUUCGUACAGCCACAACCACACGAACAGCAUCAAUAACAAGCGCUCGAGCCGUGUCAUGGCUAGCAAAAUAUCGAGCAUUCGCGUUUCGAGGGCGGGACUGAGGCCGUCAAGUAGACGGUCGUCAGUGAGCAGUAUUGGUGCCCAGCGAUAUAGUUCUGCAUUACCCUCUGCUGCAACCGACGAUAUUCCCCCCGUACCACCUAUUCCGAGACGGAGACCAGACGAUAUACGGACCGACUUGUCGUUGCGAACAUCUGCUCUCUCCACAUCGCCAUCGUCGGAGACACGGGCCCUUGACCUGGCACAGGCAGAACUUUACAAUAUGCUGGGUAUUCCAUUCCCUGGAGGCUCGCGCCGGUCGCAUUCUGUUAUUCUGAGUGCCGCGAGUGACUCUGAAAGUGCACAUAACCCGCUGCUGUCGCCGCCCCUGCAGUCGCGUGCGCAACGAAAAUCAGACGCCAGUCGCCCAUCGUCGUUGCCGGGCAACUCGAAGUUGUCCGAGGCGCUAAACGCCAUAACUGCCGAUCGGACGGCGAUACUAGCAACGCUGGGCAUGCUUGAUGACUAA